AUGGCUACAACCGUGACCCCAACCACCGGAUCUCCAUGCGGCGCGUGCAAAUUUCUCCGUCGGAAGUGUGCCUCCGACUGUGUUUUCGCACCAUAUUUCUGCUCCGAUCAAGGCCCGGCUCGGUUCGCCGCCAUCCACAAGGUGUUCGGUGCCAGCAAUGUCUCAAAGCUUCUUAUGAGAGUUCCUCCAGCCGAAAGGUAUGAAACCGUCGUCACCAUUGCUUAUGAAGCUCAGGCCCGCAUCCAAGAUCCCGUCUAUGGUUGCGUAGGACAUGUCUUUGCCUUGCAACAACAGGUGGCUUAUUUACAAGCUCAAAUAAUGCAAUUCAAGGCUCAGAUGUUACAAAAUAUAGAGAACAAUCAUGAUCAGCAAAUUUAUCAGUGGCAAGCUAAGGAUGAUGAUGAUCAUAUGGUGGGAAUUCAAUCUCAUUUUCAAGGUGAUUCUUAUCAAACUACUAAUGGAGGAAAUAUCAAUUCAUUCUCAUCACAUGAUCAAUCGAUGAGUAAUGAUUCAAUGGAGUCCCUUGAUGGAAUUUAUGGAAUGCACGAAAUACAAAGUAAUAGGUCGGAUUGUUAUGAAAGGAAAUUCUGCGGAAAUAUGAGUGAGCUUCAAGCUCUUGCCAUUAGAAUGAUGAGGAAUUAA
Molecule: messenger RNA, 642 nt
Organism: Impatiens glandulifera
Lineage: Eukaryota; Viridiplantae; Streptophyta; Magnoliopsida; Ericales; Balsaminaceae
Product: LOB domain-containing protein 16-like
Exons: 2
Coding region: 1-642 (213 amino acids)
Biological process (GO): hormone-mediated signaling pathway; positive regulation of DNA-templated transcription
Cellular component (GO): nucleus
Source: RefSeq, a predicted model, not a curated record